CUCGAACCAAAAUUUGCCAGCCAUACCAAACACAAAACAAUCAACCAUCCAGAGUUCCGCCUGGUGGUCAUGAAAAAAUAUUCGCCAGGUUGUGGUUGACCUCUUGACGGGUUCGGCAAUGCACAUUCCAACCAUGCCUCCUAGGAUACCCAGCCAGUCAAUUGGCGCCGCCAUCGAGGCCGCAUCAUGUCAGAGCCUGAGAGCUCCGAGUCGGCCGUGGCACGCAACGCAGCAGGCCAAUUCUUUCUCCACAACGGCCUGCUGUGAGGUCACAAGGCACCAGCGCUCAAUGCGUUCGUGGAUGAAGCGGUUCGGGUCACAAUAUAAGACGAACCGUGGGAGACCCAACUAUCUAGGAGGAAAGGACCAACCCUUCCCCGAGAACGCAUCUUUCCGGAGCCAGUCGGUGCUGUCUGAGGAAUCAAGAGAGGAGAUAUGGCGGAGGGUCAUCGUGAACGGCGAAGCAAUCAAGACCGUCUCAGCUACGUUCGGCGUUGACAUGAGGCGGGUCGCCGCUGUCGUACGGCUCAAGGAGGUGGAGAAGUCGUGGAUAUCUCAGGGCAAGUCAUUGGCAUUGCCGUAUGCCCGGGCCGUCAUGGGUAUGCUUCCGCAGGCGAACGUCCAGGAAGGCUCAUCACAUGAGCCCAUCAACGAGAUCCACGUCCAUAGCUUGACCAUGCAACAGCUGUUCCUGCCAACCUCGGAAUCGCGCCACUUCACGCGAGAGGACGCCGCCAAGGCGUUUGGCGACAAGAUGCUACCCGCCGACAAGCGGGUGCCUCACCCGGAGCUAAUCCAGCUCGAGAAGGACAUCUUGGGAGGGAAGAAACAGGGAGAGGCUAGGAAGCUGUUUGUGCAGUCUGCCAUGGCGAGCGAGAGCGCUUUGGCGCAGCGGGAGCAGUGGAGGAGGGAGAAGGAAGAGAAGAGGAAGACGAAGGUGGACUCGGGGAGGUUCGAGUUCAGAUUCGAAGACAUCAACGUCGAUGAUGCGGGCAAGGAUGGAAGGUCGAGGAAGGGCACGGGCUGGAGAUACGGUGUGCCUUACUAUGAUCGGAGGAGAGGAGAGGUUAAGAUUCCCACCAAGGUCGAAUGAGCGACGUUGUACAUGUACGAUGAGGGCAUAUCACCCAUCUUGGGCCGCCGUUAUUUGAGGCUGGCCACAAACUUUUGUAACAUCAGGCACGCAUGUAUGAUGGUUUUCGGAACUGGAUACCCGAGGACAGAUACUUCGGCAGUAUCCCAGGGUGUAUAUAUUAUGUAUACUCUCACUGUCUUCUAUGUACAACCGAGACUUUGCCCAUUUCCUCCUCC
Phialemonium atrogriseum is the source of this 1311-nucleotide messenger RNA. Its product is annotated as eukaryotic mitochondrial regulator protein-domain-containing protein. The record is from RefSeq and is a predicted model, not a curated record. Gene Ontology annotation, biological process: mitochondrial translation. The coding region runs from base 119 to 1093 and encodes 324 amino acids. Gene Ontology annotation, cellular component: mitochondrial small ribosomal subunit. Gene Ontology annotation, molecular function: structural constituent of ribosome. The transcript has 2 exons. Lineage: Eukaryota; Fungi; Ascomycota; Sordariomycetes; Cephalothecales; Cephalothecaceae.